This is a messenger RNA of Phytophthora nicotianae INRA-310, 105 nucleotides long. RefSeq lists its product as hypothetical. The record is from RefSeq and is a predicted model, not a curated record. Lineage: Eukaryota; Oomycota; Peronosporomycetes; Peronosporales; Peronosporaceae. The transcript has a single exon. Bases 1 to 105 code for a protein of 34 amino acids.
AUGAUGAGCCACCACGCCGCGAACACCCAGUACGAGAGCUUGACCACCUCCGAAGAGACCAAGCUUGGUGUAAGUCGAGACAUUCUGCGUCAAAGGUUUCUGUAA